UGCCGACGCCAUCUUGAAAUAGAAAGUUUUCUGGAAAUUGCCAGUUAUUUUUUCCUUCAUUUUGAGAUUUUUCGUAAAUGUUGAAUUACAUAUACCCGAAUAACGCAGGCAAUAAAUAGAAACAUUUUACGAAAUCUACAUUCUCACAUACGUAUCUUUUUUAUUUUUCUGUUGUGACGUCACAUCAAAAAUGUCGACGGACGAAGUGGAGGAGUUGACAUCCGAAGAAAGAUUGAUGCAGGCUCAUAAAAGAGAAAGAAAAGAAUUACAAGGAUCUGAUACAGAAUGGAAAAUAUUGAGUUACCAGGAAUUUGAAAAGCGAUAUAAUAAAACAAUUUCUAUUUCUUUCAACUUGAAUGAAGUGUGCUCAACUGCUGUGACACAAUAUUUAAGAACUCAUGCUAUAUCUCUAGGAUGUAGUGAAAAAUGUUUAUUAUUUCCUCUUCUCUCUUGUUGUGCUGCAUGUAUGGGAAGUGAAGCAAUUAUUGAAGUAACUUCUGAAUGGAAAGAAUCUCCUGUUUUGUGGACAUUAGUGAUUUCUCCAGUUACACUUAAAAGAGUGAAUAUCAUUGAAGUUUUGAAACAUCAGUUAUUGGAAGUAUGGAAUGAAUUGAAUAAUGUGUCGUCUUCAGACACAUCAGAAAAAAUGAUUCCACAGUUUAUGUUUGAAUUUUUUGAUAUAGAUGGAUUGUAUGAAUUACUAAAACAAAACAAAGGUCAUGGCUUUGGGAUGUACACAAAUAUUGAAAUUCUUCAAAAACAGGUGACAUCUUCAAUAGAAAAAGAAAUACUUUUAAAACUAAAUAAUGCAUUACCAUGGAUAUUAAAUAAGAAGUCAAUAAGUGGUAUAAUUAAAAAUACAUGUGUUAAUGUAACAGCUUUUUCUGAACCUGAUAAAUUAUUUACUCUUAUUUCUAGAGAUAACGAGUUUGCACAGUUUCUUCAAAAUUGUUUUAUCAUCAUUUGCAGUGAAGAAAAGCAAUUUAGUUUUAAACAUUUAUUAUUAGGUAGUUGUAAAGAUUUUAAAAAGUUAUUUAAGGAUAUUUUUACUCUUCACAAAAAUUCAAAAAUUACUUAUAAAUUUACUCUAGAAGCUCUUAAUACUUUCUAUAGAGUACAGAAAGAAUUAAUGGAAACAAUAAGAAUGCAUCAGUGGAACAUAAGAAAACUUCAAUUUUUCUCUUCAAGUUUAUUAAUUCGUCUGGCUUGUAUAUUACAUGUUUUAGAUAAUAUUGUAGAAGCUGUAAUUUGGAAUCAGUCAGUGGAUAUUUUUACUUGGAAUAAUGAAAUUUCUGUUGAAGCAAUUUUACAUGCAAAAUAUUUACUCUGUUUCAUACUUCUAAAUCAUGCAAUGAUAACUGAACCUUAUACCAGAAAUAUGGUAUUUAUUAAAAAUAUAAUUCAAUCAAUGUCUGAAGAGAGAAGAGACAUUUCUUCAACAAUAUCAAAUGCACAUAAAAAUGCAAAUUAUUCUAGAACUGAUGCUAAUGGUGUACAAAAUGUUAGUGCAGUCCCUUGUGCAUCAUCAAUUACUCAUGAUAAACUCACAACCAACAUUAAUGAACCUUUUGUAGUGACACCUGGUAUUCCUUUGUCAACAUUAAGAAAUGAUAGUUCUCUUAGUGAUAUACACAAAAAUGUAACUUCCAUUUCAAAUUCCAGUGUUCUUCAGAGUUUGUUAAUUUCAAAAACAUCUAAUGAAAAAGAUGCUUCAAUAUCAAAACCUUCAAAUUCUCAAAUAGGCCUAUCAUCUGAAAAAAUUGCAGAUGUUUUAAAAAAAUAUACAUACUCUUCAGAUAUUAAAGAAUUCAUAAAAGAGUAUCAAAAUGAAAUUAAAGACUUUUUAAUUUGUCCAGAACGUGACUUGACUUUGCAACUUGUUACACAAAAGAAAUUUUUUCAUGAUCCACAGUCAUCUGGCGAAGAUCUAAAUAAAGGUUAUACAAUUAGUUUUACACGUAAUUGUCUUUCAAAAUUGGAGCAGAUGGGUUUUGGAACAUAUACGAACCUUGGUGAAAGAAUUCGUAGAUACACUUUUGUGAAAACACCUUACUCACAGUUAAAAGCAGAAUGUAAAAAAUUUUUAUCAGAUUUUAAUAUUAAUGAAAAAGACUAUGAUACCUGUUUUGAAAGUGAUUCAGCAACCACAUCUCAAAAUAUAACCAAUGAUUCUGCAAUUCAUUCAACAGAUCAAAAGAAGGAAACUACUGAAGAUGUUGUUAUUUUGGAUUGAAUUUUAUUAAACAUUUUAAUAAUUAAAAAGUUGUUAUAUAUUUAUUUGUGUUUUAGAAAUUUGAUCUAUAGUAAUAUUGUACAAUAAAGUAUUGGAUGUAGGAGAAUGUAUCAUUCCAAGAAUAAAUGUUUAAUAAAUGUCUAGUAGUAGUAAAAUUACUCUAAUGGUGUGGAAAAUAUCCAAAAUGUAUCAAAAUUAGUUUAACUUCAUAUGGAAAGGUAUAAGUGUUUUCCUAUUAGAUCAAUUUGAUCUUUAUAUAUACAUAUAUAUAUUAAACAUUAUUAUAUAUAUAUGUUAAAAAUAAAUAUCAUAUACCUAGUCAGUAUUCAUUAUUAUUCUUUUUAUUCCUUUCAUAUUGAGUAAAUUUCACUCUGUAUAACAAUAAGCAACUUAACAUCAUCUGUACUCUGUCCAGCAUAAAACUUUAAUGGGACAAAUUUUUUCAGCCUCUUUAAGGGACCUGCCUCAGAUUUUCAAACCAUUUUAAAAUUGAAUGUUAUACAGAAUAUUUCAAACUAGAUUCCAGAGGCAGGCCUGGCCCUUAAAGAGGCUGAAAACAUUUGCCCAUUAAAGUUUUUUGCUGGAAAGAGUAUGGAAGGUGUUGAGUUGCAUAUUGUUAGUGUUCCAGCUUCUCAAGAGUAUAUUUGAGUGCAUUUUUAUACUCUUUUUAUAAACAUUGUUAAUUUGUUUUAGUUAAUGUUUAACUUAAAAUAAAAGUAAAAUUAUUUUUAAUUAAUUGUUUAAUCAUAUAUUGGUAUUUCUGAAAAAUGCUUGAAAUUUUGCAUUAUUGAAUGUAAUAAUUUAUAAUUUCUAAUAUUCAGAUGUAAAAAGCAUAAAAUAAAUCUAUUUAGUGAGAUCAAGUGGCUUUUAAAUUCAACAACAAUUAUAAUACAUUGGAGUCUGAAUAGAUUUCAUGGGAAAUUUUUUAGCAAUUAUAUUCAGUGCAUGAAAUUUAUAUUUUAUUAUUUAAAUUAUGUUUUAUUCCUUAAUUUUCCUAAUUUUCUAAGCUUCUGUAUUUCCUCAGGAAGUGAUACAGGAAGUGAUUUAUUAUGAUCUUAAUUUGUAAUAAUCUGUUGUUUUAAUAUGAUCAAACAUCUGGUUUGAUAUUUACAUGUUUAAUGUAUUUUAAUUGUUUAAAUAAAGUAAUCUAACCAAAAUUAUAUUCUGGUUGUUUUUUGUAAUUAAAAAAAACUAGAAAGGCUUUAACUUUUAUAAUAAUAA
Centruroides sculpturatus (bark scorpion) is the source of this 3454-nucleotide messenger RNA. RefSeq lists its product as uncharacterized. NCBI's taxonomy places the organism in Eukaryota, Metazoa, Arthropoda, Arachnida, Scorpiones, Buthidae. The coding region runs from base 191 to 2233 and encodes 680 amino acids. The record is from RefSeq and is a predicted model, not a curated record. The transcript has 3 exons.